Molecule: messenger RNA, 3480 nt
Organism: Panicum hallii
Lineage: Eukaryota; Viridiplantae; Streptophyta; Magnoliopsida; Poales; Poaceae
Product: receptor kinase-like protein Xa21
Exons: 3
Coding region: 1-3396 (1131 amino acids)
Biological process (GO): protein phosphorylation
Molecular function (GO): protein kinase activity; ATP binding; protein binding
Source: RefSeq, a predicted model, not a curated record
AUGGCUAUCUUAGGGGCCCAGAAGAGGUCCUUCGUUCAGCUUGUUGCAACGCUCACCAUCAGUAUUCUGAUUGCAUGGCCCUGCCCAUGUUCCUUAGCCAGAGCAUCCACACUCCAUAAUUCAUCUGAAACAGAUCGACAGGCUCUUUUGUGCCUGAAAACCCAGCUGUCUAGCCCUGCUGGAGCCUUCGACUCGUGGAGAGAAGACUCACUCUCGUUCUGCGAUUGGCGAGGGGUAUCAUGCAGUGGCAACAAGGCAGCUCGUGUUGUUGCUCUUCACCUUGCAGAGCUAAACAUAACAGGAAAAUUUUCCCCUUGCAUUGCUGACCUUCAUUUCAUUGAUACGAUCGACAUGGCUUACAAUCAAAUAAAUGGCCCCAUACCCCCGGAGAUCGGCAAUUUAACCCGACUGAAGUACCUCAACCUCAGCAUGAACUCCAUCACUGGGGCGAUUCCAGAUUCCAUAUCAUUUUGUUCCAAGCUUGAGGUUAUCAGGCUGAUGAACAACUCCAUCGAAGGUGAGAUCCCUCCAAGCCUUGCCAAGUUACAGCUCCUUCAGCAAAUUGUUCUUAGUAAUAACAAGCUUGGCGGAAGAAUCCCUUUGGGGAUUGGACUGCUUCCAAAGUUGCAGUAUCUGUUUCUCCCAAGUAACAACUUUGUGGGCAGUAUUCCUGAAUCCUUGGGCAGCAGCCCAUCACUCGCCAUUGUAGUUGUUCGGAACAAUAGCUUAACGGGUGGCCUUCCACCUACUCUCUUCAAUAGCACAUCACUUGUUACAUUAGAUUUAUCGGAUAAUGGAUUCUCUGGGGUCAUCCCAUCAUGCUCCAUGAUGUCCCCACCGAUACAAUAUAUUAGCUUAGCAAAAAACAGCUUCUCUGGAGUUAUACCUGCCACAUUUGGAAACUUUUCUUUUCUUUCCACCUUGCUCCUUUCUGAAAAUAACUUGCAAGGAAGCAUCCCUGAAAGUUUAGCAAGGAUUCAGGUGUUGCAAGAACUAGACAUGGCUUAUAAUAAUUUAUCAGGCGCAGUACCACAGAAACUUUACAACAAAACAUCACUCAGCGAACUUGGUCUUGGUGUAAACCAACUUGUAGGAAGAAUUCCUAGUGACAUUGGCAACACUCUUCCAAACAUCGAAACACUGGUCAUGGAAGGAAACAAAUUUGAGGGCCCACUGCCUGUGACUUUAGUCAAUGCCUCCAAACUCCAAGCAUUAGAACUCCGUGAUAAUGCAUUCACUGGGGUGGUUCCUUCCUACUGGUCGCUGCCCAACUUGAUUCAGCUAGACCUUGGUGCAAACCAGCUUGAAACUAUAGAUUGGAGUUUCUUGUCUUCAGCAACAAACUCUACUGAAAUUCAAAUAAUAUAUUUGGACAAUAACAAGCUAGAAGGAACAUUACCAAAUUCCAUUGGCAAUCUCUCAAGGAGCCUACAACAGUUGUUUCUGACAGAAAAUAACUUUACUGGAACUAUACCGUCAGAGAUAGGAAACCUCAAAAACCUCACAAUUCUGCAAUUAGGGGGAAAUAAGUUCCUUGGAACCAUUCCUGCUACACUUGGAAACCUUGAUAACUUGUUUAUCUUAAGCUUGGCACACAAUAAUCUUUUUGGUGAGAUCCCACAGUCAAUUGGGAAAUUGGAAAGGUUAAGUGAACUUUAUGUCCAGGAGAACAAUUUAAGUGGUUCGAUACCGCCGAGCUUAGGAGGCUGUAAGAGUAUGGUGAUACUAAACCUAUCACAUAAUGUCUUCCAAGGAAGCAUCCCGCCUGAGCUCCUCACCAUUUCUUCUCUUUCUGGAGGCCUAGACUUGUCCUACAAUAAACUCACUGGAUCCAUACCAUCUAACGUUGGUGACCUGAUUAAUCUUGAAUCCCUUGAUAUCUCCAACAAUCAAUUAUCCGGAGAGAUUCCUCACACACUCGGUGAGUGCCUUCACCUGGAAUCCAUCCAUUUAGAGGUGAACUUUCUUUCCGGAAGCAUCCCAUCAUCAAUCAUGAGCUUAAGAGGCAUGACUGAGAUGGACCUUUCUCAAAAUAAUUUGUCUGGUGAGAUCCCAGUUUUUCUGGAGACCUUCAGCACCUUGCAGCUACUCAAUUUAUCAUUCAACAACCUUGAGGGAGUUGUCCCCACAGGUGGUGUGUUUGGCAAUUCAAGCAAGGUACAUCUACAAGGAAACAAGAAGCUAUGUGCAGCAGAUCCAGUGCUGCAACUGCAACUACCAGUUUGCAUGUCGGCAGCUUCGAGAAGAAACAAGACUUCCUACAUCAUAUCAAUAGCAGUUCCUCUUGCUAGUGUUGUGAUGAUUCUGACUGCAUGUUCUGCACUCAUCAUCUGCAAGAAGAGAAUUCAGUUCAAGAAUAGCCGUCUUGACCAACCAUGCAAGGAACUGAAGAAGAUCUCGUACUCUGACGUCGCCAAUGCCACGAAUGAAUUCUCAUCGGACAACCUAGUUGGAUCCGGGCAGUUUGGAACUGUAUACAAAGGUACAUUCAAGUUCGAGGCGCACCCAGUUGCAGUUAAGGUGUUCAAGCUCGACCAGCUUGGAGCACCAAAGAGCUUCUUCGCUGAAUGCGAGGCGUUGAGAAACACUCGCCACCGGAACCUGAUACGCGUGGUUAGCCUGUGCUCGAGCUUGGACCAGAUGGGAAACGAGUUCAAAGCCCUCAUCCUUGAGUACAUGGGCAAUGGCACCCUGGAAAGCUGGCUCCAUCAUCCGAAGGUGGACACGCAGAGUAAAAUGACAAGGGUGCUGGAUCUAGGUUCAAGAAUACUGGUCGCCGUGGACAUCGCUGCCGCCUUGGAUUACCUCCACAACUGGUGCAGACCGCCUCUGGUUCACUGCGAUCUGAAGCCGAGUAACGUGCUUUUGGAUGAUGACAUGGUGGCUCAUGUUAGUGACUUCGGAUUGGCCAAGUUUCUGCACGGUUGUGAUUCUUCAGCGAGGCUUUUGAUGAGUUCAACAAACAUUGCCGGGCCAAGAGGAUCCAUUGGGUACAUCGCACCGGAAUAUGGGAUGGGUCUGGAAAUCUCGACCGCGGGCGACGUCUACAGCUACGGCGUCAUCCUACUGGAGAUGAUCACAGGGAAGCGUCCGACUGAUGACAUCUUUACAGACGGGCUGAACCUCCACAGAUUUGUCGAGUCCGCAAAUGUCGGUGAGAUUCAGAACAGCAGCCUCCUCGCCCCGUACCAUGACGGCGUCGGCGAAGCAAGACGCGGCGACUCCGACUGCUAUGAGAACCGAACGAUCCUUGGGAUCCGAAGCUGCGUCGAGCAGCUCGCCGAGCUCGGCCUGAAAUGCUCCGCGGACUCGCCGGGAGACCGGCCGGCGAUCCACCGCGUCUACGCUGAGGUCGUGGCGAUCAGAGAAGCAUUCUCUUCAGCGCUGGAGUUUUGAGGGAAGGGGUAGAUCUGCUGUUCGAUGUAACUCGGAUUCCUCAAGUUUUACACCGUGGGGUUAAUCGGAUGCUUCUGUUGGCCA